UUUUGAAGGUCUCGCGAGAGCAAAUCAGUCGGGCUCUCCAUAGUUAGGAGUUCUCUCGCGAUAAAUACAGCAAGAUUUCAGCUGUGGGGGAGGGAUAAAGUGAAUGUGUAUUCUCGCGGUAUUUGAAGGCACGGCGGCGGAGGCCAGACGGAUAAGGUGAGGACCGGAAGUCCUUCGUCUUGAGCGUCCAAUGCUGGAAGCGGCCUGACUUUACCGGAAACUCCUUUUCCAGGGGAUAGGAAGGCGGCCCACCUGGCCGGAAGUCCCUCCUCCUGGGGCUCCCCCACCCUUACAGAAGUUUUUCUGUCACCUGUGUUUGCCUACGGUCUAUUUCCCCGUUUUAUCCCUAUACCAGAAAAGGACACAUUUAGUGUCUCCUUCCCAGCUGUACUAAAGGGGUUGGAUCUCUCACUCCCCGAGUCUGGAUUCCUUCCCUGGCGCCCCCAUGUAGCUGAGAAGUGGGACCUGGGGGUGGCUGGACCCCUAGGAUCCUGAAGGAGGGUCUGGGAGGGUGCAGAACUCCGCUUCUGCUCCUUCUAUCUGGACGCGACCUCCUCAGCCCUUCCCCUUCUGUUGCCAUGCACUCUGCGGCUUUCCCGCUUCCUGUGGUUGUGGCCACUGUGCUGUGGGGAGCGGCCCCCAUUCGGGGGCUCAUUCGAGCGACCUCGGAGCACAAUGCCAGCAUGGACUUUGCAGAUCUCCCAGCUCUGUUUGGGGCUGCCUUGAGCCAGGAAGGACUUCAGGUCCUAAAUGCUCAGAAGGCUGGGUAUGGUGCAGCUGUGGUUCACAACGUGAAUUCCAAUGAACUACUGAACAUGGUGUGGAAUAGUGAGGAAAUUCAGCAGCAGAUCUGGAUCCCGUCUGUGUUUAUUGGAGAGAGAAGCGCGGAGUACCUGCGUGCCCUCUUUGUCUACGAAAAGGGGGCUCGGGUGCUUCUGGUUCCAGACAAUAGCUUCCCCUUGGGCUAUUACCUCAUUCCUUUCACUGGGAUUGUAGGACUGUUGGUUUUGGCCAUGGGGACAGUGAUGAUAGUUCGUUGUAUCCAACACCGGAAACGGCUCCAGCGGAAUCGACUUACCAAAGAGCAAUUGAAACAGAUUCCUACCCAUGACUAUCAAAAGGGAGAUCAGUAUGAUGUCUGUGCCAUCUGCCUGGAUGAAUAUGAGGAUGGGGACAAACUGCGGGUACUCCCAUGUGCUCAUGCCUAUCACAGCCGCUGUGUGGACCCCUGGCUCACUCAGACCAGGAAGACCUGCCCCAUCUGCAAGCAGCCCGUUCAUCGAGGUCCUGGAGACGAAGAGCAGGAGGAAGAAACUCGGGGCCAAGAGAAUGGUGAUGAGGAAGGAGAGCCAAGAGACCACCCUGCCUCAGAACGAACCCCACUCCUGGGGCCCAGCCCCAUUCUUCCCACCUCUUUCGGCUCCCUAGCCCCUGCACCCCUUGUUUUUCCUGGGACAUCAACAGAUCCCCCGUCCUCUCCUUCCUUCUCUUCCUCAUCUGCCAUCCUAGCCUAAUACUCCCUGACCCUCUACAACCUCUGGUGACCUAUUUGCACAGGCCCUCUUCCUCCGGUCUUUAAAUUGAGAGGGGACAUUUCCAUUUCAAGUUUCUCCCAUACCCAGCUGUAUCCCUUUGAGGGGAUUGGGACGGGGUGAAGGGACUAGGUUUUCACUUCUUGGGUUAAUAAAAAUUGGUCUUGUGGACUAAGAAAGGGUAAGGUCAUUUCUGCUUGUGGUUUAAGAAGAAAAAUAUGGUCAUUUACUUUUCAUAGGUGAAUUUUGUAUCCUAGAAAAUCACCUUUCUGUCUUAAAGGGACAAGGGAGCCUGGCAGAUACUAAGCUACAGUCAUGGGGACAGCCCCAGCAGCAUUUGCUGUGACUCAGAAGGGGGGAGCCCCACCUACAUGAGGAUGACUCAAGCUGGCCCUGCCUUGCCCGCAGGCUUGGACCCAUUCUCUCGUUUGGAUGGCUGUAUUCCAUUACCUACCAAUUCAACAAGCAAACUUGAGGACCUAGGCCUUGAACCUAACACUGGAGGGGAUAGGCCACUUGAAAAAUGGAAGGAGCAAGAAGGGUCUGGUUUGGACAUGGAGACAGUAAGUUCAAAUACCUGAACUCUAGUGACUUAUCUCC
Castor canadensis (American beaver) is the source of this 2132-nucleotide messenger RNA. The record is from RefSeq and is a predicted model, not a curated record. Lineage: Eukaryota; Metazoa; Chordata; Mammalia; Rodentia; Castoridae.